CGUGCUGUGAGUGGGCGGAGCUAGCGCGGCAGCGAGGCUGUGGGCGGGGUUGGCGCCUCGUACGCGAGUAACGUCACUGUGCGCAUGCUCGUGCUCCCUCUCUUCUUCUGGGCGGCCGUGGGUGCUAGAGCUGCACGCUUGUCAACAUGCCUCGACCAGGAAUGGAGGAACAUUGGGGUUCAUCAGAUGAUGCAGGACACGAACCUAAAGAACCUGAACAGUUACGGAAGUUGUUCAUUGGAGGCUUAAGCUUUGAGACCACCGAUGACAGCCUGAGGGAACACUUUGAACAAUGGGGAAAGCUCACAGACUGUGUGGUUAUGAGAGACCCACAGACAAAGCGCUCCAGGGGCUUUGGUUUUGUUACUUACUCAUGUGUGGAAGAAGUUGAUGCCGCCAUGUCAGCUCGGCCUCAUAAAGUAGAUGGCCGUGUUGUUGAACCCAAAAGGGCAGUUUCCAGAGAAGAUUCUGUCAGGCCUGGAGCACAUCUUACUGUAAAAAAGAUAUUUGUGGGUGGCAUAAAAGAAGACACAGAGGAAUACCACUUACGAGACUAUUUUGAGACCUAUGGCAAGAUUGAAACAAUUGAAGUUAUGGAAGAUCGGCAGAGUGGGAAGAAGCGUGGUUUUGCUUUUGUUACAUUUGAUGACCACGACACAGUUGAUAAGAUUGUUGUCCAGAAAUAUCACACCAUCAAUGGCCACAACUGUGAAGUGAAAAAGGCUCUAUCAAAGCAGGAGAUGCAAACAGCCAGUACCCAAAGAGGCCGUGGAGGUGGAGGAGGAAGCAAUUUCAUGGGUAGAGGUGGUGGUGGUGGUGGUGGAAAUUAUGGCAGUGGAGGAGGAAACUUUGGAAGAGGAGGCGGCGGUGGUGGCGGCGGCGGCUUUGGAAACAGAGGUGGAUAUGGUGGGGGUGGUAGCGGCGGCAGAGGUGGUUAUGGUGGUGGAGGAGAUGGAUACAAUGGAUUUGGUGGAGAUGGUGGCAGCAGUUAUGGUGGUGGCGGCCCUGGCUAUGGUGGCAGAGGUUACGGUGGUAGCCCAGGUUAUGGAACCCAAGGCGGCGGUGGUGGUGGAGGAUAUGGCGGUGGCAGCGGGGGAGGAUACGAUAGCUACAAUGAAGGCGGAAACUUUGGUGGUAACUAUAAUGACUUUGGAAACUACGGUGGCCAACAACAAUCCAGUUAUGGUCCCAUGAAGGGAGGUGGUGGCGGCGGUGGCAGCUUCAGUGGAAGAAGCUCUGGAAGUGGCAGUGGCCCCUAUGGUGGUGGCUAUGGAUCUGGCGGUGGUGGUGGUGGAGGAAGUGGUGGAGGAGGAAGCUACGGAAGCAGAAGGUUUUGAGUCUACAACAGAAAAAGGCUACAGUUCUUAGCAAGAGAGCGAGGAGUUGUCAGGAAAGCUGCAGGUUACUUUCAGACAGUCGUCCAUGUGCAUUAGAGGAACUUUAAAAUCUACUACAGGAGCAGCGAUGAUCCAUAGUCAGAAAAGUUACUGCAGCUUAUACAGGAGGCAUUUCUUGUUGAGGACUGUAAUAGCCUCAGUUUGUAAGCAGUGCAGCUGAUGAUUAAUGCAAUGUAGUGUUGAUUUAGAUGUACAUUCCUGAGGUCUUUUUAUCUGUUGUAGUUUGUCUCCCGUUAUCCCAUUACAUCAGGUAUACUGCCCUGUAAAUUGUGCUAGUGAUAGCAGGAAUAAAGAAUUAAGACAUUUUUAACUUAAAGAAAAUCAUGUAGUUCAGUGUUUCCUCGCUUAACAGGGCAAAAAGUAUUGCUCAAACGAAAUAAACAUGCGUUUUUUUUUUAUCAAGAGUUAAUGUCAGAUUAUUAACAAAUCAGAGUUCUGUACCUGAAAACCCAAAAUGGUGCAAGCUUAAUACUAAAAUCAGUUGCCUAUUGAUACUGGUACUUGAGGUGUUAAAAUGGUAAUUUCAUCAGCAAGAUUUUGUUUUGAGACAAAGACUAAAGGUGGUAGGUCUGUUUUUAACAUCAGAUACCACUUGUCUACUUAUCAGGUUUCUAGGUCUAUAUAUUUUUUGGCACAGUGACCUAUAGCCUUAUACAUUUUUUAUUUUAUUUUUUUUCCGAUAAAUCUAAUACUUUUAAAAACAAUCUGCUGUAAGAUAAUUUAAUGGGGUACUCCUGUGAAAACCUUUUUUCUUUUAAAUCAACUGGUGGCAGAAAGUUAAAGAUAU
Messenger RNA from Hyla sarda, 2184 nucleotides. RefSeq names its product heterogeneous nuclear ribonucleoprotein A3 (gene HNRNPA3). Gene Ontology annotation, molecular function: RNA binding. The coding region runs from base 147 to 1337 and encodes 396 amino acids. The record is from RefSeq and is a predicted model, not a curated record. The transcript is spliced from 12 exons. Lineage: Eukaryota; Metazoa; Chordata; Amphibia; Anura; Hylidae.